AUUUAUAAAGGAUUUAUUAUGUACUAAGUACAAAGCACAGACUAAUUUGGGCAAAAGUGUGAAAAAACAGAUCAUAUUCAACGUUAUAAUGCUGUAUAGAUGUCUAACAAUUUUCACUGCGUUAGCUCCCCAUUGCCCAUAUUGUAUAUUCAACUUUAAAUCCCUUAACCUGGCAUUUCAGAUUAUCCAUAAUUUGGCUUUAAAGACCGUCUAAGUUUUACUUACUAUCCUUUUUAUAACCAGAUUUAUUUUUAACAGUGCCAUGAAAAUGAUUUAUAAUUUCAGUUUUUGAGUUUUUGCUGAAGUUGUUCAAUCCAAUUAAAAUUUCCUCCCUAAGCCUUUGGCCUGUUCGAAUCCUAUUUAAUUCUCCAAAAUCUAGACGGAAUAAGACUAUACAGUAGAGUUUUUCCUCUCAUUUCUACUCAAAGUGAUCAUUCUUAUAAUUCCCAAAAUAAUUACUGCUUCUUCAAGUCACUUGACAAUCCUCUGAAGCUAUUGCUUUUUUAUUAUUCUAUUCUUUUAUUGUUAUUUAACUUUAAUAUAUUUCAUCAUUUAUCUCACUAAUUAGAUGUUAAGCUGCCAGAGGUGAGAUUGUUUCUUGUUUAACAGUAUUUUGGAAAAGGUCUAGCAAUCACUAGUAUCACAAAAUAAAUAAGGAUAACAAAAUAUGUAGAUAUUUUAACAAGACUGGUAAAGAAGACCCAUAUAAAUGAAGAAAUGUACUAUAUUUAUGAAGACUCAAUUAUAAAGAUAUUAGUUGUUCCCAAAUUAAUCUAUAAAUUUAAUGUAAUUCCAAGUAAAAUACUUGAAGGACGGAGGAUUAAUUAUAGUGAAGAAAACAGACUGAAGUAGAAAAUGAAAUCCUCACUCUGAUUAGUUUACAGUUAGUUGGGCAGUCUGACAUUAUACACAGAUGUAUAAAACUAUGUGUACAACUUGUUACAAAUAAAUUGAAGGUGUAGAAGACUGAGCCAAGUAAGGAAAAAUAUAAAAGAACUAAUUUAGAUUAGGGACAGGGGAUCAGACAAUUCUAUCAAAAACCACACAGUGUUUUUGUUUCCUACAAUGCAAAUGGCUAAACGUUCCAGAUCCCCAGGGGACUGCAGCGGCAGGGGCGGUGAGAUCUUGGCGCCCCACUGACCGACCAGUCACGGGCUGGUGCGACUUUGCAUGAUUCUGGAGGGGACCGCCGACUGUAUUCUACAUCCUUAUGGGGCGAGAAGAAUUUUCACGACUUGAACUUGCGGAUUUUUUCCUGAUCUAUUGCUAGCAUUUUGCUGUCAGAUCCUACGCACUAUCUUGAAUUUGAGUUUUAUUUUUCCUUGCACCCGCAAGCUUAGACAAGCUUAGAACUUCACGGAGGCGGAUCUUUGGAUGGUUCGCGGCCCGGCCAUUUCACAUGGUCACACAGUGCACCUCCUCUGGCCGCUAGGCAGGUGGGCUGGAGGCAGGCGGGCUGGAGGCAUGCGGGCAAGGAGGUAAGUGAACCGAUGAGGGACCCCUAAGCGGCCGUCAGCGCGCGAGAGCGCUCGGCGCGUUCUGGGCUGUCUGCGCCUGGCGCGCGCGCUGCCGCCCGGCGCUCGUUCUCGUCCCUUCUCGCUCUCGCGGCGGCACGGACAGAGCGCGCUGCCUCGCGCUAGUCCUCCAGCCGCUCCGGUUGGCCUUCGCGGCGCGCGCCAACCGGGCCAGCCCAGGCACCCGCUUCGCUCGGGCCGGCCAGCAGGUUUGCUCACCCCGCCUCCCCACCCCCGCCCCCGUGCCGCAGCUGGGCGCUUGCGCGGGGCGCGUGGCCGUGGCUGGGGUCUCCGCCGCAAUCCGUGCAGCCGCGGCCGCUGCCGCCUCAGUCAAUCAGUCAGUCCCCAGAAAUGGCGGAAGAAGGUGAGCGAGAGGAGCUGCUCUCACCGCCGCCAGUCUCUCCGGCCAAGCGCCUCUGCUCCUGGCCCAGCCCGCGGGCUCACCACCCUCGCGGUUUGCCCGGGGCGGCCAGCGGCGGGGUGGGGGGCGUCGGCGGUAGCUGCCUGCCCUCCGGGGCCCGCCCCCACCUGCAGCCAGAGUCCCUGCUGGACUGCGCCGCCAAGACAGUGGCAGAAAAGUGGGCGUACGAACGGGUGGAGGAGCGCUUCGAGCGGAUUCCGGAACCUGUGCAGCGCCGCAUCGUCUACUGGUCCUUCCCGCGGAAUGAGCGGGAGAUCUGCAUGUACUCCAGCUUCCAGUACCGGGGCGGCCCGAGCGUCAGCGCGGCUGGCUGCGCUGCGGGGGCAUCGCUGACUGAGGAGGGGCCGCAGCCACCCCCAGGGGCCACUGCUCAGGCCGGCUCCGCCCCCGGGGCUGCAGCGGCGGGGGCAUCUCCUGGGCAGGGUGCUGGGGCGGGAGCAGCCGGCGAGGGGCUGCCGUUCCGCCGGGGCAUCCGUCUGCUGGACAGCGGCUCCGUGGAGAACGUGCUGCAAGUCGGCUUCCAUCUCAGUGGCACAGUAACUGAGCCUGCCACUACUUCGGAACCAGCAAUGACUUACAAAGUUGCAAUCAGUUUUGACCGCUGCAAAAUCACUUCAGUGACAUGUGGCUGUGGCAACAGGGACAUAUUCUAUUGUGCUCAUGUGGUAGCACUGUCACUCUACAGGAUCCGUAAACCAGACCAAGUCAAAUUGCGUCUUCCUAUCUCAGAAACCCUUUUCCAGAUGAAUAGGGACCAGCUACAAAAGUUUAUUCAGUAUUUAAUCACAGCACACCACACUGAAGUUCUUCCUACGGCACAGAAACUGGCAGAUGAAAUUCUAUCCUCCAACUCAGAAAUCAACCAAGUGAACGGUGCCCCUGACCCCACAGCUGGGGCCAGCAUUGAUGAUGAAAACUGUUGGCACUUGGAUGAAGAACAGGUGAAAGAACAAGUGAAGCUCUUUCUCUCCCAGGGUGGUUACUAUGGCUCUGGAAAGCAACUCAAUUCAAUGUUUGCCAAGGUCCGAGAGAUGCUGCGGAUGAGAGAUUCCAACGGAGCGAGGAUGCUGACGCUAAUAACUGAGCAGUUUAUGGCUGACCCACGACUCACACUCUGGAGGCAGCAAGGAACAAGCAUGACAGAUAAGUGCAGGCAGCUCUGGGAUGAACUAGGGGCCUUAUGGGUGUGCAUCAUUUUAAAUCCACAUUGCAAACUGGAGGAAAAAUCCUCUUGGCUGCAGCAACUGCAGAAGUGGAGCAACUUGGAUGUCUGUCCCCUGGAGGAUGGGAAUUAUGGGCAUGAGCUGCCCAACAUCACCAACGCACUUUCCCAGAAUGCCAAUCACAGCCCAGACUCCUUACCCAGACCAAGACGAACAGUGUUUACUAGAGCCAUCGAGGGCCGUGAAUUGCAUUGGCAAGACAGCCACCUACAGCGAAUAAUUAACAGCGAUAUAUAUGUAGCUCCUGCCUGUCAGCAGGAAAGUGAGAGACUGCUCUUUAAUUCCCAAGGCCAGCCAUUGUGGCUUGAACAUGUGCCUACAGCCUGUGCUCGGGUUGAUGCCCUGCGUUCCCAUGGUUAUCCAAAAGAAGCCCUCAGACUCGCAGUGGCCAUUAUCAAUACUCUGAGGUUGCAGCAACAACGGCAGCUGGAAAUCUACAAGCAUCAGAAGAAAGAACUGUUGCAAAGAGGAACCACAACCAUCACAAACCUGGAAGGCUGGGUGGGUCACCCCCUGGAUCCUAUUGGCUGCCUAUUUCUUACUUUAACUGAGGCCUGUCGCCUGAAUGAUGAUAGCUAUCUGGAAGUGUCAGAUAUGAAUGAAAGCAGACCCCCUGUGUACCAGCAUGUACCCAUGGCAGCAGGCUGCCCAAACAGCGGUGAGUCCUACCUGUCACUGGCCUUGGAAGUUGCUCUGAUGGGUAUGGGUCAACAGAGGGUGAUGCCUGAAGGCCUCUACGCACAGGACAAGGUGUGCCGUAAUGAGGAACAGCUCCUGAGUCGACUCCAGGAGCUGCAGCUGGACGAUACACUAGUGCUAACACUGCAGAAACAGUGCAUCUUACUACUGGAAGGAGGCCCCUUCAGUGGUCUGGGAGAAGUCAUUCACCGAGAGAGUGUUCCCAUGCAUACCUUUGCCAAGUAUUUGUUCUCAGCUCUGCUGCCUCAUGAUCCAGACCUGUCUUACAAAUUAGCCCUACGUGCCAUGAGGUUACCUGUUCUAGAAAACUCAGUUUCUCCAGGCGACACUUCCCACCCUCACCAUGUGGUGUCUGUGGUGCCCAGCCGUUACCCUCGCUGGUUCACACUUGGACACUUGGAAUCACAGCAGUGUGAACUGGCCUCCACCAUGCUGACUGCUGCCAAAGGGGAUACUCUGAGGCUCCGAACAAUCCUGGAAGCAAUACAGAAGCACAUCCAUUCUUCCUCCCUCAUCUUCAAACUGGCCCAAGAUGCAUUCAAGAUUGCCACCCCCACGGACAGUAGUGCUGACAGCACCCUGCUUAAUGUGGCCCUGGAGCUGGGGUUGCAGGUGAUGAGGAUGACCUUAUCAACCCUUAACUGGAGGCGCCGGGAGAUGGUGCGGUGGUUGGUGACGUGUGCUACAGAAGUGGGUGUGCGGGCCCUGGUGAGCAUCUUGCAGAGCUGGUACACACUCUUCACCCCCACCGAGGCUACUAGCAUUGUGGCUGCCACAGCCGUGUCCCACACCACUAUCCUGCGCCUCAGUCUUGACUAUCCACAGCGGGAGGAGCUAGCUAGCUGUGCUCGCACGCUGGCCCUGCAGUGUGCUAUGAAGGAUCCGCAGAGCUGUGCCCUGUCAGCCCUUACACUCUGUGAAAAAGACCACAUCGCCUUUGAGGCAGCCUACCAGAUCGCCAUUGACGCUGCUGCUGGGGGCAUGACCCAUUCACAGCUGUUCACCAUCGCCCGCUACAUGGAGCUCCGUGGCUACCCGCUACGUGCCUUCAAGCUGGCCUCGCUGGCCAUGAGCCAUCUCAACCUGGCCUACAACCAGGACACCCAUCCAGCCAUCAAUGAUGUGCUCUGGGCAUGCGCCCUUAGCCACUCUCUGGGCAAGAAUGAGCUGGCGGCCCUCAUUCCCCUGGUGGUGAAGAGCGUGCACUGUGCCACAGUGCUGUCGGACAUCCUGCGGCGCUGCACCGUGACUGCGCCGGGCCUGGCUGGCAUCCCUGGGCGCCGCAGCUCUGGGAAGCUUAUGUCCACUGACAAAGCUCCACUGCGCCAGCUGCUGGACGCCACCAUCAAUGCCUACAUCAACACUACACACUCACGCCUGACACACAUCAGCCCUCGCCACUAUGGAGAGUUUAUCGAGUUUCUGAGCAAGGCUCGGGAGACCUUCCUGCUGCCGCAAGAUGGCCACCUGCAGUUUGCCCAGUUCAUCGACAACCUCAAACAAAUCUACAAAGGCAAGAAGAAGCUGAUGCUGCUGGUGAGAGAACGCUUUGGCUGAGAAAGCAGACAGCUCACUGCUGGGGCAGCCUGGGCUCCCAGGUACCAUCAGGUCAGGCCAAGGACACUGAAACAUUUGUCCACCCUGAGAGGACUCGAAGCACCUGUGGCUGAACCACAGGCCACAGGGCUGAGCAUGGGGAGAGUCCGACUGUAGCCAAUAUGCCUGCCUUGGCAAGAUUCUCACAUAGCCCACUGUUCCUGGAGGAGCUGGGUCCUGCAGAUCAAUCAGAAACCUUACAACAUGCCACCUCACACUCCUGUAUCCUGCGUGUGUCCUGGGCAUUGGCCCCCUCUCCGUUGGCAAACACUGAACACUGUUCCGUCUCAGGGAUUGCUUAACCAGAGAAACAGAAACAUUUAUGGUACUGUAAAUAUUAUAGUAUAUGUGUUGCCAAUUACAUUAUAAAGUUAUAACUAUUUAUAACUCUGGUUCUAAUUUGAUGGGUACUUGAAACAGCUGUGGGUAGGAAGAUAGGCCUGUUUUCUGAGGAGACUCACACCAUUUCUCAGGUUUUCUUUGCAGAGUAUAUGCUGUUGGCAGUGGAAGAGUGAGGGUGGAAGGAAGAAAAAUGGCCAGUUAGAAUAAAUCCCAAGUCUAGUCUAUGCAGAAACCCCAGCCUACAGACGGGGCACCUGUAGCUCCACGGUGGGUGAGGGGCAGGGCCAGGACUGGACUUAGACUUUCGCUGCAUGAAGCCAUGAGACACUGAAGCUCUUGCUCCUGCUUCACACAGCCUCUAGGAGCCUGCUGAGCUCCUGGGAAACAAGUGCAGGGAGAAGGUGAAGGUCUGGGAGGCCACUGAGCUCAUAGUAUUCAUUUGCUGUGGUCGCCUUUGUGUUAAAGAGUGUCUGGUUUCAUCUCUAAUUAUGUAUGUGUAUAUAUCUGUAUGGCUAAGUACAUAUGUCUGUAUGCUUAGAUGUAUCUGUGUGUGCCUGUACAUGCACAUAUAUGUAUCUGUGUGAAUACAUGUCUGUGUGCUGGACUCUGGGUUUUUGUGUGAGGGCACACACAUUUGUGAAUAUGUAAGAAUACUUAUGUGUGUGUGUUCAUGUUUGUUGCAUGUUUAGUGUAUGGGCACACAGGAGUGCAAGUGUAUGAACAUGUUUGUGUGUACGCCUGCUCUCCAUUGUUCUGUCAUUACACGUGUAACUCUGUAUAUUUCAACGUGUAGGUAUAUCUGUGAAUUCAUGCUUGAGGAUCUGCAUAAAUGUGGCUCUUCUCUUUUUGCCAGAUCCCUUCCCAGUUCCUCUUAGUCUCUCUCACCAGCUAAAUAUGUUCCCCGUCUCUGUGCCUCCUUUAUUCUGUCGCCAAACAAGCUUCUAAGCACGUCUCCCUCUACCUUAAGAGUGGCAUCUUCAGCUCCACAGUUCUCUUCUCACCCUGUACUUGCUUUCUUCCCCCGCCUCGCUACCUCAAGCUUUGUCACAGUCCCAUUGAUUACUGAUUCGGAGGCUGGGGCUGGGAUGCAUUUGGCCUUUCCCUUUCUGACUAGUUUCUAGCCCUAGUGGGCAACCUCUGUCUUAGCCCUGGCUGACCUCCAGUGUAUGAUGUUCCUGUUACCUUCCUGCCCUGUGCUCAGCCUGGAAUUCCCAUAGAAGGUAGCAAGGGCAUUCAAAAGUCAUUUGGAUGCCAGUGUCUUGGUGUUGACUGUUCUAGGUUUUAGUUCCUGAGUAGGGGGUGGGGUGUGAUAGGGAAAGGGUGGAAUAGCUAGAGUGUGAACUAAGGACCUGUCUGCUUUAUUUUCCUUUCUUUGACAAACUGGUUGUGUCACCUUUUUCUCCCUCCACACUAACCAGGAAGUUGUAUUUGCUGUUUGUGGCUAAUGAAGUCUCACUGUUCAGCCAUGGGCCCCUACAACCUCUCGGCCCAGUAGGUUGGUUUAAAAAAAAAGCCACUCCCAUUUCUGUAUCAUGAUUGCCAUUUUUUAGCAAGUAUGUGAACUCAGAGUGCUUUUCUAUAAAUAA
Messenger RNA from Phyllostomus hastatus (greater spear-nosed bat), 7381 nucleotides. RefSeq names its product zinc finger SWIM-type containing 5 (gene ZSWIM5). Bases 1866 to 5414 code for a protein of 1182 amino acids. The transcript is spliced from 14 exons. The record is from RefSeq and is a predicted model, not a curated record. Lineage: Eukaryota; Metazoa; Chordata; Mammalia; Chiroptera; Phyllostomidae. Gene Ontology annotation, cellular component: Cul2-RING ubiquitin ligase complex. Gene Ontology annotation, molecular function: zinc ion binding.